AAUACGCCAGAGAGCAGCACUUGAUCAUGUGAUUAAGGCAGAGUUUUUUUUUUCUUGGUAGUCACCUGUCAUUGAAAAUUAUCUGCGAAAUUAGAAAUAUUUUGCAGAUUACUGUGAAAUCCAGUUCUCACCCCAAGAAUAAAGGAAAACUCAUCCACAUACAAUGGCCCAGUUACGUACGGUUGUAGGAAAAACCUUUGGUUGGCUUUUUGUGGCCGUAGUUACUGUGCUGAUAUUUUAUCACGUCUUCACUGGCAAGGGUGAGCGUGUAAGUGUGGGAUGGUUCCUAGCAGCUAGUUCACCGUAUAUGUGGGCUUGUCUGGGCAUUGGUUUGGCUGUAGCCUUAUCUGUGGUCGGAGCUGCUUUGGGUAUACAUACUACUGGCACCAGUAUUGUUGGUGGCGGCGUCAAGGCUCCUCGCAUCAAGACUAAGAACUUGAUUUCUGUUAUUUUCUGCGAAGCCGUGGCCAUUUAUGGUCUCAUCACUGCUAUUGUUUUGUCUGGCUUGUUGGAAUCUUUCAAAAUGGAAACUGCCCUAACAAGUCAAACUGUGAUGAAUAACAACUGGACUGCCGGUUACGUGAUGUUUGGUGCAGGUUUGGCCGUUGGCUUGGUCAAUCUGUUCUGCGGUAUUGCGGUAGGUGUUGUGGGUUCUGGUGCAGCUUUGGCUGAUGCUGCAAACUCCGCCCUUUUCGUCAAAAUCCUUAUUGUGGAAAUUUUCGGAUCUGCCAUUGGUCUCUUUGGAUUGAUUGUCGGUAUUUACAUGACAUCAAAAGUAAAGAUGGGAGAUAAGGAAUAAAUUGUGGCUACUUAGGCACAUUGUGGCAAAAGAAUAGCCAAUUAUAUAGCCAUUCCAUCUUAUAUAAACUAAUAUUGGAAAGACCAAGUAAAUUAAUGGGCGGAAGCAGAAAAUAUACCUAGAAUUAAAUUCUUCUCUAUUUAAAAGUGAACUUUCUUGAGUGUGUCUGUGUGUUGCACUUAUAAUCACAAACUGGAAAUAAUCAAAUUAUCAUAUUUAUCAUGUAUAAAACGCGGGUAGUAUUAAUCUUGUAAAAAUUGUGUUGUGAAACUUCAGCAUCAAAAAUCAACAUCAACAAUGCAAUUUUUCAUAGAUUAAACCAUUUUUAAUAAUUUUAUUGUCCAUCCCUAUGCGAACUGUUUUUGUUUGAGUUUCUCUUUAUAUUGUUAAUUAAUAUGUAUUAUUUUUUAAUGUCACUUAAUAAUGUAUACAAAUGAUUUAUAUUACUUAAUGUAUGGAAAUAUUGUAAAAAGUAUUGGAUAUAACAAUAAAUAUCGACAUUGUUCGUUUUCUUUCAAA
This is a messenger RNA of Stomoxys calcitrans (stable fly), 1318 nucleotides long. It is a transcript of the gene VhaPPA1-1, whose product is annotated as V-type proton ATPase 21 kDa proteolipid subunit c''. The coding region runs from base 164 to 799 and encodes 211 amino acids. The record is from RefSeq and is a predicted model, not a curated record. Gene Ontology annotation, molecular function: proton-transporting ATPase activity, rotational mechanism. Lineage: Eukaryota; Metazoa; Arthropoda; Insecta; Diptera; Muscidae. Gene Ontology annotation, biological process: proton transmembrane transport. The transcript is spliced from 3 exons. Gene Ontology annotation, cellular component: proton-transporting V-type ATPase, V0 domain.